Molecule: messenger RNA, 543 nt
Organism: Prorocentrum cordatum
Lineage: Eukaryota; Dinophyceae; Prorocentrales; Prorocentraceae
Source: the annotation of a GenBank genome assembly
GUCUCGGACAAGCAGGCUGCUAACGAGGUGCACUCAGGUCACGACAACGGCAUGGUACUUCGGCGUCGAGCAGCUUCUACUCUCAACGCGGCCGUCGUGGACCCCGACACCUUCGACGUGGCCGACCCCAACAGCGCGGGGCACCCAGCUACCAACGCGGACGAGAUUGACAGAAACACAGGCCAAGUCUUCCAGCGCACCAGGUGCGUUCGGGUCGCUCAACUGCUCGACCGCACGGCUACCGCACGCGGCCUCAACGAGCUUUCGAGGCAGGUCCUCCACACGAGCACCGCCCACCACUUCACACUGGUGCAUGGCCCCCCUGGCUCGGGGAAGACGACUGCCAUCGUCGCUCUGGUGUCAGCGUGGCCCCCCACCCUCAACAGCGGCCUUGCCGUUGGAGUCUUCACUGGUUCCAACACAGCUGCCGACCAGCCCCUCAAGUCCUUCUCUGCAGCCAAGCGCAACACCCAGCUCGAGGACAGCAUCGGCUUCCCCCGCGCCUUCGUUCGGCUCGCCCGCCGAGAGAGGGUGGACCGAAAG